Molecule: messenger RNA, 1502 nt
Organism: Nothoprocta perdicaria
Lineage: Eukaryota; Metazoa; Chordata; Aves; Tinamiformes; Tinamidae
Gene: SLC16A4
Product: solute carrier family 16 member 4
Exons: 9
Coding region: 1-1497 (498 amino acids)
Biological process (GO): monocarboxylic acid transport; transmembrane transport
Molecular function (GO): monocarboxylic acid transmembrane transporter activity
Source: RefSeq, a predicted model, not a curated record
AUGCAUCAACAAACUGGGGCAGGGAGAGCGGCGGAGAGCGCGAGGCAGCCGCCGGCAGCGGAGGAGAAGGGAGCAGACACAAAAGCAGCAGCUCCGGCCGACGCGUGGGCUUGGGCCGUGGUGCUGCACUUCUUCCUGGUGAACGUGCUCCUCAUGGGAAUGCUCAAAACCUUUGGAAUUUUCUUCGUGGUGUUCCAAGAGGAGGUGGGAGGCUCCUCCGAGCAGAUCAGCUGGAUCGGCUCCAUCAUGUCCUCUCUGCGCUUCCUGGGAGCCCCCGUGGUCGCCGUCGUGUGUGGCAAGCUGGGCGAGCGGCUCACCUCGGUGGCAGGGGCCGGCCUGGUGGCCGGGGGGUGCCUCAUCAGCACGCGCGCCACCAGCGUCCCCUUCCUCUGCGUCUCCAUGGGGCUCCUCGCCGGUAUGGGCUUCUCCUGCCUUUACCAGGCGGCUGCYGUGAUGAUGGCCAAACGCUGCAGGAGGCGCCUGGCUUUGUCCAGCGCUAUCGCCCGCUCGGGCAUGGGGCUCACGUUCCUCCUGGCACCCUUCACGCAGCUCCUCAUUGACUUCUACGGGUGGCAAGGGACCUUGCUGAUAUUUGGAGGCAUCAUGUUAAACCUGGUGCCUUCCAGCAUGUUACUGCGGCCCGUGAGCUCCCAGCCACUGCCUGCUAAAAGUGAGAAUUCGAGGAAAGAUUCGGAGACCUGCAUGGGACACUUGGAUGAAGCCACCACCAGGGAGACGCAGCUCCAAAACCCAACGGACGUGCCCACCACGGGAGGGCUCAAGGAUGGCCCAUCGGGCAACCGCUCUCUGGAAGGAGCCGCCGAUGCCCAACGGGGCUGCGAGCCACGAGCCGGCACGGGCACCGUGCCGCCUUGCCUCGACUUCUCCCCGCUGAAGGAUCCCGUCUUCUUCAUCUUCACGUGGUCUUUCCUGUUCAGCCAGCUCGCCUACUUCGUUCCGACCUUCCACCUGGUCGCGAGGGCCAGGACGCUGGGCAUCAGCAGCAUGGACGCCUCGUACCUGGUCUCAGUGGCUGGCAUCACGGAGAUGGUGAGCCAGCUGCUCUCCGGCUGGAUCGCCGAUCGGAACUGGACCAAGAGGUACCACUACCACAUGACCUACCUCGCGCUCUGCGGCAUCACCAACCUGCUCUGCCCGCUGGCCACCACGUUCCCCUGGCUCAUGGCCUAUGCUGUCACCUUCGGCAUCUUCUGCGGUGGCUUCCUGGCGCUGGUGCUGCCUGUGCUGGUAGACCUGGUUGGCGUAGAAAAGCUCCAUAGUUACUUGGGAUUUUCUGCCUUCUUUGCUGGGAUAGCAGCCAUCGGGGGACCUCCUCUAACAGGGUGGCUCUAUGACUACACUCAGACAUAUGUCUGCUCUUUCCUGUUCGCCGGAGCCUGUGCUCUCAUCUCACCUAUUUCCUUCUUCUUUGAGCCUCUGGCCCAGAAAUGGAAGCUAAAAAAAGACAGGCUCGGCAGAGCUCCUGCGCUCGGCUGAAGGGA